AUGGAUAAAGACGCCAUCAUACCGAAUGGUACCCUAUUUAACAAGACCCUUCUACUGUUCUUGAGUUUAGUAUUCAUGGCUAUCACGGUCGCCGUACUACCACUGUGUUCACCAUAUGAACUGAUGCUGGCGAUCUUAUUGGCUAAUGCGUGUUUUAUUGGCGGAUUGGAUACAGCCUGGGCCCACGAAAAUCUCCUCAACAUAACUGGCAAAGUCACAUCUUUAAUUUUAGUUGCAGCAUCAGUCGGCACCGUGAUCAAUCCUAUUAUUAUUGGAUACUUGAUGGAAGAGUUAACUCCCAUGUGGUACUGUUAUUUAUUAGUAUUUGGUUAUUAA
Patella vulgata (common limpet) is the source of this 336-nucleotide messenger RNA. RefSeq lists its product as uncharacterized. The transcript is spliced from 4 exons. NCBI's taxonomy places the organism in Eukaryota, Metazoa, Mollusca, Gastropoda, Patellidae. Bases 1 to 336 code for a protein of 111 amino acids. The record is from RefSeq and is a predicted model, not a curated record.